AACCCCCACAGUCGAGGACGGCAGGGCUGCUGGCUCAAUAAUUGUGUGCCUCCAGCCACAGGAAAAAGCAACCGCAUGCAGCGCCUUGUGCAGUCUUCCUUGGUAAUCGACACCCUGACGGGAGAGUGCUUCACCAAUCAGGACUUAUAAAACUCUGAAGUGUGGCAAUGCCGCAGGUCUCAGAUCACAUACAGUAAUUUCCAAAGUUUUGGUUGUUCGCCGAGAUAUUGGUUGCACCACCUCAGCCCUGUCUGUCCAAGUCGGGCGGAUGCUUGGCUGUCAAAAUCGGCGGCUGAAAAUCCUAGGAAACCAUAAAACCCCUGCUGCCUCGUAGCCUUGACGAGUUAUUCUUUCCGUUCAUGAAUUAUUAUCUUGCAUCGAAAGUUUCAAUAUUCACGUUUUGUCGUUCGGAGGCUGGCAAGGCUCCAUUUUCCUUCCAAGGGAUUUGCCAACGUCACAACGUAUCAUGGCCGAAUUCAUUAAGUACUGCAAAGGAAAUAAUUAUAAUGAGGUCCACGGGAGCUCGGUUGAAGAGGGCCUUCUUCACUUCUUUGGUUGCCUAAAAUUUUCAGAUCGUGCGGAGUUCCUCGGAUCCUUGCAGGGAACGGAAGCAAAUGAUAAGUUAAGACUUCGAAUAACAGGGGAGCUCGCUCGGACUGCCAAGUUAAGGGAGAUUUUCGAAGCCGAGGGACUCAAAACUGAGACCGGAAAGCUGCUCAAAAGUUUCAAAGCGACUCUCUAUCAGCGAUUCCCAAGACCGAGGAGUCAGGCUCCUGAAGAACUGCCACAGAAUGUACCAGCCUCUCAGGGCCCGACAUCAAGAUCAGAGAACCUUGAGGAUAAAUUAAUGGAAGUAGUGUUAGGGGACCUCCGAGCAAACGUAAUUUAUUUCAAGAAAAAGUCAAAAGAAGACCCCCCGGCCCCCUACGACCACCCUGAGCUCGAGGAUACAUUCCCCGAUCAGAGGGUCCCACUCAGUCUCCUACUCGAGGAAAACCCAAAGAGAAAUCCUUUGAUGUGGAAGUGCGAAGAGGACAUGAUUCGGUAUUUCCACAUUCCGGCUAAUAAUAUGUCUUGGGUCGAGGAAGCAAUUGCUCGGUAUUAUAAUGAAAAGAAACCUGAUCUCCACGGCCCAUAUCGCAAGCCGCGACAGGGAGUCCAGGAAUUGAAGACAAGAAUGUUAUUGAGGCCACAGUAUUGGCGCAGCCUACAGCAUGGGGAUCGUCCGGAUCUUCCCACUCACACUCGCCACAUGCGUCCGCGGUGUUACCCUAUCUCAACAGAUCAUGAGAAUACCGUGCCGAAACCGAAAAACCUUAUGCUCUUCAUGCCUUACCUUCACUGGGAGACUGACCGAAGAAGACUCAAAAGUGCCGAGAUCCUGAAACGUCACGGUCUUGCCAAGUGGUCCCCUUUCAGUGAUGUGGUUGGCAAUGCAGCAGACCCUGUCGUCGAGACAACAAUGGACCGAGAAAAUUCAGACGGUCUCUUAGAAAACAUAACAACAAGAAAUUGGUCCCGCAGACCGUCUGCCAGCCCCGCUAAGAUAACGCACCAAUCGAGACCUCAGCGCCAGACAUUGCUUGGAAGAUUGCUCCUCAAGGCUGCUAUCUUAUUCGAAGCGAUGGACGGCUUUGCAGACGAAAAGCUCAUCGAAAAGCACUUGAGCAAAAAACCGCCUUUGCACCCACGCCGUACUUUGGACCAGUCUUAUUACUGGACGCUGAAGGACACAUGCAGUAGAGAUCGUGACCAGGUGGUGUACAGAGGGACGGCGCCAUAUCCGAAGCUCUUGCACUUUGGGUGUAAGAAGGAUGACCCGAAAAAAGAUAAGGCAUGUCCUCAAUGCACUGAGAACGUCAAGAAGGUGCCACGGGUGGUGAUGGUUGACCAAUUAUGGAUGUGGAUAUUGGAUGAAAAUACCAUCAUCACCAGCUUCCCAAAGAGGUGGGGAAGGAACAAGCCAGAUCCAUCUGCUGUUCAGAAGUGCAUAAGAACACGUUUGCGUGCUGCUCGAGUCGAUGAAGUAAGAUGUGCAUACGACCUAGCCAUUAUAAUUCUAGAUCAGGUCAGCCGAGUCUUCUUUGAUCGAACACAGCCUACGGAUCUUCAACCCCAGGUGAUAGACAGUUUUGCCAACGCCAUUGGAAAGGUGACUCACAAGCAGACCAUUGCUUUUGAUCACUUCUGGGAAUGUACUCGAUUGGUCUCAAAGGGAUAUAAUUCUCGUGAUGAAACUGCCUUCACCUCAGUCAAGAAAUGGCAAGAUACUUUACUGGACAUUAAUCCUGAAGGCGAUCUCUUGCGAGAAAUCAAGGAUAUACUGGACGAAUUGUUCAUCAUGACGUUGAUCAAGACUCAGCAAGAAACAGUCAUACGGACCUUUGUUAAGAACUGCCAGCGUCUCCAGAAUUGGGACAGUCCGGGAGAUGCCGAUAAUCGAAGCGACAGAAGCUCACCGAGGCUGAGUCCAAUCAAGCCGAAGCAGAGAAGAAUGUCUUCUCUUACAGCAGUACCAUAUCUCACUCUUGAUCAGCAGUACGACCCAGAGGAUGUCAAUUGGACCAAAAUAUGUGCGAGGGAGCUACUUGAUAAUCUAGGUGACCAGGUGUUGGAGUUGCAAUCCUUGAAGAAUGCCGCUGAGAAUACAUCCGUCGCUUUGAAAGAUCUCCUGGCUUUGAAACAGCAGCAAGCAGGCGUCGUGGAAGCACGAGAAUCAGUCAAGCAAGGCGAAGAAUCUCUCAGGCAAGGAAGAUCGAUCAUGUUGUUCACAAUUAUAACAAUCGUCUUUCUGCCCAUGUCUUUCUUCACUGGGGUUUUUGGUAUGAACGCCACAAACCUGACUGGCUCCAAUGGUCCUGGACUGUACAACUGGGGUGAUAUCUUUCGAUUCAUGAUUCCCAUCUCCGCCUUCAUAAUAACCUGCUCUCUCCUCCUCGCCUUCAGCAAGCUGGUCCGCGCCUUCCUCUCCUUCUGGUUUAAUAUCGGCUGGGCCUGGCUGAUCACCUCAACACCCGCCUACAUCAGAUGGCGCGAAACACACUUGAAUAGCAAGAAACUAGCCGAAGAGGAGACGAAGAUAGUUAAUAGGAUGAAGAAGAAGGCCCUCCAGGUGGAAUUUCAACGGAAAGAGGAGGAGAUGGUGAGACGGGAGGCAAUGCUGAAGGAGGAGGCAAUGAGGCAGAAUCCUACUAGUUUACAGGGGAGAAUUGGGGGGUUAGUGGAUGGGGAUGUUGAGAUGGGUGUACGAUUGCGUUAGUUUUGAGUGGGAUGUUUUCAUGUGGUUUCGAUUGAUGUGCAGAUAUAGUGUAAAACCAGAUAACCAGGUCCUCGAUCCUCUUCAGUGCAAGUGCUAAACUCCAAACAGAAACCGAUUAUUACUUUUCAUCCAGUCAUUAACGACCACCGCGACUAGCGCUGUCUUACCCUACUUUGCAAGGAAAUUUCUGAGUUUUGCACAAUCUCGAGCGAUGAGUAUAUGCUACGAGUCGACAAGACAAA
Hyaloscypha bicolor E is the source of this 3501-nucleotide messenger RNA. RefSeq lists its product as uncharacterized. Gene Ontology annotation, biological process: transmembrane transport; metal ion transport. Gene Ontology annotation, molecular function: metal ion transmembrane transporter activity. The record is from RefSeq and is a predicted model, not a curated record. The transcript has 10 exons. Lineage: Eukaryota; Fungi; Ascomycota; Leotiomycetes; Helotiales; Hyaloscyphaceae. Bases 467 to 3259 code for a protein of 930 amino acids. Gene Ontology annotation, cellular component: membrane.